AUGUCAAUAUAUCUUGAUAAAAGCGAACAAACUUGGAAGGUCAAGAAGGUUAUCUUGGAGCUUAACCACGAGUUAACUCAUGUUGGCAUGGUUCACAUGAUUGCAGAUCACUGUAGUAUGGCGAAUGUCGCAAAAUCUCAAAUAGAUAGAGUGAAUGUACAUGGGAUCUCAACUUCGAAGAUAGUUGGUUACAUGACGGGUAUGGCUGGUAGGUACUCUUUGGUUAGCUUUUUGAAAAAUGAUGCAUAUAACUAUGCUGACAAAAGUCGACGUAAAAAGAUUGUAGACGAUGACGCGAACGCUACUAUAGGGUAUCUGGAGGGUAAGGCUAUUGCGAAUCACAUGUCAAUUAUGAGAUACAACUUAAUCAACGAUCGAAGACUAGGGAAUCUAAUUUGGGCUGAUGGAGGUAGUGGAGUUAAUUACCAAUAUUUUGGUGAUGUACUGGCUUUUGACUCUACGUAUAAGAAGAACAAGUAUAGGCGACCGGUUCUAAUAUUUUUUUUGUUCAAACAACCACAAGCAAACAACUAUCUUUGGGUUUGGGAUUUUCAUGGAUGA
Molecule: messenger RNA, 561 nt
Organism: Arachis stenosperma
Lineage: Eukaryota; Viridiplantae; Streptophyta; Magnoliopsida; Fabales; Fabaceae
Product: protein FAR1-RELATED SEQUENCE 5-like
Exons: 1
Coding region: 1-561 (186 amino acids)
Source: RefSeq, a predicted model, not a curated record